UACAACAACCCAGCUAGCUAACCCAAAGUGGUAUCUGAAGAUGUCUGACAAUGCAGAGUCACCAACAGAAUCGCAAAAGGAAGAAUCGCAGCCACCGCCAGAUGACUCAGCGACAAAUGAGGAAAAGAAAAAAAUUGACGUGCUGCUGAAGCCAGUGGGAGACACUCCUAUAAUGAAAACCAAGAAGUGGGCCAUGGACAGAGGAAGGACCGUACAGUCCCUGGCUCAGUUCAUCUCCCGCUUCCUCAAAAUGGAUGCAAGUGAACAGCUGUUCAUCUAUGUCAACCAGUCUUUUGCUCCAUCUCCUGAUCAAGAAGUAGGGGUGCUCUUUGAUUGUUUUGGCAGCCACGGAAAGCUGGUUCUACAUUACUGUAAAUCUCAAGCCUGGGGUUAAACUGCUUUCCAUUGUACCUCCUCCCCUUCUAACAGUCAUCCUCCGAGUGUAUACAAGAUGUUAUUUUUGCCAUUUGUUUUCUUUUUAUUUGUAUGUACAUACAUAUGUAAAUAAAUUAUUGUGACAAUGUAAAUCCCCUCUGUGGUUUUAAGCUUGCUUUUGGCACCCAAAAAUAAACACUUAGUGAGCACAGGA
Betta splendens (Siamese fighting fish) is the source of this 589-nucleotide messenger RNA. RefSeq names its product ATG12 autophagy related 12 homolog (S. cerevisiae) (gene atg12). NCBI's taxonomy places the organism in Eukaryota, Metazoa, Chordata, Actinopteri, Anabantiformes, Osphronemidae. The transcript is spliced from 4 exons. The record is from RefSeq and is a predicted model, not a curated record. The coding region runs from base 41 to 394 and encodes 117 amino acids. Gene Ontology annotation, cellular component: cytoplasm; Atg12-Atg5-Atg16 complex; phagophore assembly site membrane. Gene Ontology annotation, biological process: autophagosome assembly; C-terminal protein lipidation; autophagy of mitochondrion.